AUGUCGACACACACUGAUACCUGUUCUCAUCAAGAGAUGACCAUUACAUUGAAUGCGCCACCAAUAUCCGUCGACAGCAUUUCUACAUCAUAUUCACCAAAAUUACCGCUGGAAUGCAUUCAGUGCGUCAUCUCCCAUCUGGAUGGCGAUAUCUUUACGCUUUUCCAUUUAUUAACUGUCCAUAGCUCCUUCUUCAAAGCAACACUUCCUAUCCUCUACCGUGACCCUUAUAGAGCAUUAGAAAAACAGAUCCAACGACGAAAUCUAUUGCAUUAUCGCAAAUCAAAAUCAAUUUUCGCAUAUUCUACGGCAGCCAAGAAAUUACUCUACACAUUACUUCUCUCUUGUCGUCGUUCCGAUGAUCUCGUUCCAUUCCUCACUCCCGAUUGGCGGGAUCCUAUAUCGCCUUUUGUCACUGCUGACCAACCAUUGAUGGCCUGCUAUGUCGAUUACCUUGGGGAUCUUGAUUAUGAUCGCUGGGCUCAUACACUUAAAUCCAUAGCACCAGACAGUGACAAUGGAGUAGGAGCACUCCUCAUGAGGCUGCUACGUAUCAUCUUUUUGGAUCACCAUGCAGAGCGCGUCCAGACCCUUUUAAUUCCAGUUACGCAUCUUGCACCCUAUAAACCGCUUCUUCCUCGGCUUAAGAACCUUCGGUGGAUCUCAUUUUAUGAAGAUGGGCUCGAUGGCACACACGAUCAAGCUGAGGAUCAGAAUGAACAAGAGCAACAGGCCGAAGAUAAUACUCAAAGGAGAAAUGGCAAUGAAGGCGUCGAUGGAAACAACAUUCAAGAACAGCAUCAAGAUCAGCCUCACAACAACCAAGGACAGGAGCAAGCAGAAGCAGAGGCAGCACAGGCACAGAACGAAGCUGAACAAACUAAUCAAGAAGUGGUAGCAGAUCAAAUUGUAGAGGUUCCACCGCCUGGUGUGAAUGAAAUUAUAGUAGCGGCAGGGAAUGAGCCCAUUGAUCCCCAGCCUGGCACUUCUCCUUCUUCUCCUGUUCCUGCUUCAGACCCUGCAUCACGAGGAGCAGCUUUUUUGAAGUUACAUCGCGAGCUAUUCGGCUCUAAAAACAACGUUAACCAUUCCUCUCCUUCAGACCAUCACCAACCGGGAUCUGGGCUACAAGGAGUUACAGCUCCCCGAGGCUGGAAUAGCUCAGAUGACGCACGCUACCUUGGGCUUUUAAAAGCAUUGCAGUCUCCUGCGAAUAUCGACUUUCAGGACUGGAGACACCCCCCUACCCUGAGCGACAUCCCUCUCAAUGGUAUUAAGCGCAUUCGCUCUUUCAAUGUGCCUGCAUUGAUGGAGGCAACGUGGAGCCAGGGAGAGCUGCUACAACAAUGCCGAAGCUUGGAACGCUUCUGUGGCCAGAUUAAGAGCUCACCAUCAGCGUUUGCUUGGGCUGUGAAAGAACAUGAGGAACGUACCCUCUUUGAGAACCUCGUCCUUAAAGGUUGCGCUUCUGUUGCAUCACAGAAUGCAGGCCUUAGACUACUAGGGCCUGUACCGGAUCCCGUGCCGCUUCGUAAGAUCCAUUUGGGGGACAGGGAGGCUAAUGACCCCAUCAUCCCUGUAUUACGAGAUGUCUGUUUAGCUUUCAGCAGCACGCUAGUUUCAGUCCAAGUGCGGAUUCGUUUUACAGUAUGUGAGGUUCCCUUGGGUCUUAUUCAUGACAUGCCUCACCUGACCCGACUGGAAAUCUUUAUCAACUCGCCAGCCUACUUCACUUGCAACGUUGGAUUCCUGAAGGGGUGCUCUACAUUAGAGCACAUUCAUUUGGAGAGUGGGAACGAAGGGUCCCCUACAUCGCCGUCUUAUGACGAGUUAGGGUCACUCCAAGAGCCGUGGUAUCUACCCAAGCUAAAACAUCUCAGGAUUAUUGGACCAGUUUGCACAAUUUUCAACUAUGAAACAUUCAUAAAUACGCCCAAUGUGCGUAGCAUUCACCUCGACCAUGUCCUCCAUAAAGACUACCUCAGCACUCUGUCUCAGCCUUCCUGGUCAUGGAACUGGAACAUGUCCGCACUUGGCUCAUUGUGGCUAAAGGGCCAUGCAGCACAUUUAUUCCAGUUAUCAUUCCUGGAGAGAUGCCCCAAUUUGAAAAGGCUACAUCUAGAUCUGGAUCGGGCUCCACGCGUUGUAUCCGAGUCUCGAGAUGCUCCAUUGCUUGCUGCUCCUCGCUUUGAAUCUCCAGUCCACUCGCUUACACUAACAGGUCGAUGGGAGUUCAUGCAUUGUGAUUCAAAUAUAUUCCUUUGGUUCAUGCGGACAUGGUUCAGCAAUGUUCGUUAUUUAAAGAUGGGCGUGCCACGAAUUCCGAGCAACAGAUGGCUGAUGGAGGGCCUGUUAUCACUAAAGCAUCUCCGGAAAUCCAACAUUCGAGGCUGUCGCUUGUCAGGGUAUGAGCUUUGGGAAUUUGGGCUGAAGGAAGCUGCACCCAAAGCGCCUCAUGACUGGGAUCAAAAAUCUCGUGUUCAGUUCAUAGAGGCAGAGGCUCGUAGACGUCGAGAGCUUUUUCGUAUUAGUGAACGACAGCUAGAACAUCAAGAGCAACGGAGAGAACAGAGGCGAUGUAAGAAUUUCGAUCCAUGGGAGGAAACUAUCGCUCCGGCCUUUUCUUCUGGACUCUUUGAUUUCCCAGAGGAAGACACCGACGCAAAAGUUGAUGAAGAUGGAUAUUUGAUGGAGAGGAAACAACAACAGCUGAAAGAGAGAGCAGAAGGUGAGGCAGAACUAGAAAUGCUGAAGAAAAAGCGCGAAAAGGAGGCACAAGAAGAUCAAGGGUUCGUGAAGGCGGAGGUUCAUGACAGGUUGCGAUGCAUUUAUGUUUUCAAAGGCAAACGAUACCAAGUUUACUCCAACAAGAUUUUAGUAGAUUGUUCUUAA
This is a messenger RNA of Lobosporangium transversale, 2892 nucleotides long. RefSeq lists its product as hypothetical. The transcript has 2 exons. The record is from RefSeq and is a predicted model, not a curated record. NCBI's taxonomy places the organism in Eukaryota, Fungi, Mortierellomycota, Mortierellomycetes, Mortierellales, Mortierellaceae. The coding region runs from base 1 to 2892 and encodes 963 amino acids.